AUGGCGACAGAGAAACCCACAGAAGUGCCGGCAGGCUUCAAGCUUCACACCGAAAAUUCAACCCAUAUCUUGCUCCCCGACAACAAUGAAGCUUUCUUGAACCCUGUUCAGGAAUUCAAUCGUGACUUGAGUAUCGCCUGCAUACGGGUUUGGAGCGAGGAGCUCGACAAAUUCAAGCAAAGCAGAUGGCAGGCCGCUCAGGAGAGGAAAUCUAAAGCCCCGGCCAAGAAGGCGCGAAGAACUGAAGAUGUAACUGAAGCAACGUCUUCCAUGCCAACUGAUUCCACCACAGACGAGGCCAAGGACACUACAGAGCCUCAGGAAUCAGUACAUAAAGAGCCAAAAUACCACCCUUAUAAAUUCACUUUGCUGGAGGCACUCUCUGCCACGGGUCUUCGUUCUAUUCGAUAUGCCAAAGAGAUACCCCUGCUCAAAUACGUUAUUGCUAACGAUUUAUCCCCCUCUGCCGUUGAGGCCAUAAAGCGGAAUGUUGAUUUGAAUGGACUUGGCGCUCCUACCCAUCCAGACGAGUCUACACCACCCAAGAAACCCAAGGUUCAGAUCAAUGAAGGAGACGCAUGUGCGUUGAUGUACAACCAUCGAACCGAGAAUGCAAAAGUUGAUGCCGUCGACUUGGAUCCGUAUGGUACUGCGGCUCCGUUUAUCGAUGCAGCCAUUCAAUGUGUAAACGACAAUGGUUUGCUCUGUAUCACUUGCACGGAUCUGGCUGUGUUGGCUACCACAAACUAUCCAGAGAAAUGCUACUCGAACUACGGCGGUAUUCCGGUCAAAGCAGAAUAUUGCCAUGAAGCCGCCCUACGGUUGGUUUUGAACACUGUGUCGACGUCAGCAGGAAGAUAUGGCCGUUAUAUUGAACCAAUGCUGUCCCUUUCGAUCGAUUUCUACGUGCGCAUCUUUGUUCGGGUAAAGUCCGCUCCUCUGGAAGUCAAAAAGGCUGCAUCAAAAAUAUCUAUGUAUUACAUAUGCUCAGUCUGCCAAUCGUUCUACGAGCAGCCUCUAGGAAGGGUCGUGGAGAAAGUCCACGAGCCAUCUGGCAACAAAAACUACUUGUUCAAAACCCACGCAGGUCCCCCUGUCACCGACAAGUGCCCCGAAUGCGACUCUACCUUACAUCUUGCUGGGCCAAUGUGGUCUGGACCUUUGCAUGAUCCUGCAUUUGUAGGCCAAGUCCUGGAGCAUCUUGAGGCUAAUCCGACGCACUAUGGAACCGCUACCCGAAUGAAAGGGAUGCUCACAGUCGCCAAGGAGGAGCUGGACACACCAUUCUUCUUCACGCCCUCAAAAAUUGCCAGUUACUUCCACUGCAUUAGCCCACCGCUGGAAGAUAUUGCAUCUGCGCUCCUUCAUGCUGGACAUAAGAUUUCACGAUCGCACGCCGUCCCAGGUUCGCUAAAGACCACUGCCACUAGGCACGACGUCCAUGAUAUCUACCGGUCGUGGGUCAAGCUUCACCCCGUAAAGAUGGAAAAUAUAUCCCCUUCCUCUCCUGCCCGAGGGUUGCUAGCAAAGGAACCUAGCUUUACUGCGAACUUCAAGAAACACCCAGAUUCAGUAACCCCUUCUGCAAAGGUUAAACUGGUCCGUUACCAGCAGAACCCCACAGCCAACUGGGGGCCGGCAGCAAAGGCCGUCUCUAAAACGAAACGGAAACGAGACGAUGAGUAG
Messenger RNA from Pleurotus ostreatus (oyster mushroom), 1686 nucleotides. It is a transcript of the gene TRM1, whose product is annotated as RNA methyltransferase tRNA(m5U54)methyltransferase. The record is from RefSeq and is a predicted model, not a curated record. Gene Ontology annotation, molecular function: RNA binding. NCBI's taxonomy places the organism in Eukaryota, Fungi, Basidiomycota, Agaricomycetes, Agaricales, Pleurotaceae. Gene Ontology annotation, biological process: tRNA N2-guanine methylation. Bases 1 to 1686 code for a protein of 561 amino acids. The transcript is spliced from 13 exons. Gene Ontology annotation, cellular component: nucleus.